Molecule: messenger RNA, 1337 nt
Organism: Rotaria sp. Silwood2
Lineage: Eukaryota; Metazoa; Rotifera; Eurotatoria; Philodinida; Philodinidae
Source: the annotation of a GenBank genome assembly
ACACGCCUACACCUCUUAUAUGCGAGGUUUCUUCUCCCGACCAGAUGAAAUCUCCCUGAGGUGUUUCACCUUUUCCUAUCCACCGUACUUCAGAAAUACCAAUUAUGUCGUAUCUGAAACGUUUCAUUUCGUUUCUAAGGAGUUCCAAUUUUCCAGCAGCCCAUAAUGUUUGUACAUUCCAUGUUCCUACUGUCAGAAUGUUUUUGGCGAGUUUUAGUUUUUGUGUGUUUUGUGUCGUAUCAUUCGUGUAUAACUUUUUUCCAGUAGCCAAUUUUUCGACUCUGUCCUGGUCACUCGGCAGAGUACGCGGACCUUAUUUACCCGGGCGCCGUCCGAGCCGGUAUGGUUUCGUGCUGAAGUCGUUCAUGGUUGAUUUCUGUCGUCUUGUUCCUUUUACAGACGGCGGUAUCUGCACCCCUUCUGUCAAACGCUCUUCCUUUAUCCAGACUUGCGACCGGCACAGAAGCCGCUGGAUUGUGGUCUCUAUGGUGGAGUUUCUUAUGACUAUGCGUCUGUAUAAUGCUGGAUCUUUUUAAUUAGUAUCAGGUAAAAUAGAUUGUUUUGCUGUCACUAAAGGUUAGUAAUCUAACAUUUUUAAUUUUUAUUACAGUAGACAUCAAAAAGUUCACAUCACUUUUUUUUGUUUUGCCUCAUAUAUUAAGAGUAACUCACAUGUAAUUUGAAUUUCUUUUUUUAUCACUGGAUAGUAGAGGUCGAUUAUUAUAUAUAUAUAUGUUAGAAUCUUGUUUUAUGAUGAAUUAUUUAACAGAUCUAAUCGAAAUACGUUAAUUAAUACUAAAACUACAGACAGGUCUUAUAGUUAUAUUUUCUUGUGAUAAGAUUUUCGAUAGUAUUCGAUAAAGAUCAAUAAUAAUACCAUAAAUUGUUGAAAUCAUAUAUUUAAAUAAAGAUUUUUUCCAUUAUUAUGACAUCACAAUUUAUUUAUUUCUUAACAACUUUUUAUUUUUUUUGUAGAUUACAUGAAAGAAUAUAAAUUUUUAUCAUGGUUAUUGUGUCUAUAUAAAGAUACAAUUAAAAAUCAAGAUAAACUAAUCUUGAUCGGACAUUAUUGUCUUAUUCAAUAUGGUUUUGUUAUUGAUAAUGAAGAUGAGGAGACUAAUGAAUUACUUACUAUUAUAAAAGUCGAAUAUUUAUUUGAAGAUGAUAUGUAUUUUAUGCUGUUUACUAUUAAUAACAAGGAAUCAGAAUUUAAAGUACCAAUUAAAGAUCACUUUAUUGAUGGUGUAUUACUUAAUGUUGGUGAUUUAAUUGAAAAUAUUGAAAAACGAACGACAAGCAUUCUUAAAUAUCGACGAACACAAGCACGAAACAAGUGA